GGUCAGGUGACGUCACGCGGUCGUGUUGAUGCUGAACUCAACUACCGCAGCAAAGGACGCAGGACACAAGUUAGUCUCCCUGCCACCAUAAGAAUAUGAGCAAACCUGAAGGUACUGAGAGAGCAGGACAGUCCAACUCGGACAACAGCGAAGAAAAAGACUGGGCGGCUGUCAAAGCAUUUUUUGAGAACGCGAAAACAACGAAGAAGCCCCGUCCGCCCAAACCAAGCAAUGCUGUAACCAUCGUGGUGUCCUCGCGAACGCUGUUUAACAUGGUGAAGGAGAGGAAGGUGUUUGAAGAGGAGGGGCUGGAGAGGUACGUCGAGCACCAGCUGGAGCUCGAGGAUCAGCCUUUUACCCCAGGGGUCUCGUUUCCUUUCGUAAAGGCUCUGAUGAAUGUAAAUGCUCGUUUGAGAGAACUGUACCCAGACAGCGAGGAGCUGUUUGAUAUUGUGCUGAUGACUAAUAAUCACGCCCAGGUCGGAGUUCGCCUCAUCAACAGCAUCAAUUACUAUGAUCUAACUAUAGAGAGAUUUUGCAUGACGGGUGGAGAGAGUCCAAUUGGUUACCUAAAGGCCUACAUGACCAACCUCUACCUGUCCAAAGAUUCAAAGAAGGUACAAGAAGCUAUUGAAGAAGGAAUAGCAGCCGCCACAAUGUUCCCCUGCGACAAUGAGAAUGAGCUCAGUGACACACAAUUGCGUGUAGCCUUCGAUGGAGAUGCAGUUUUAUUUUCCGACGAGUCUGAGAUUAUUGUAAAGAAACACGGAUUGGACACUUUCUUUAGGCACGAGAAAGAGUUUGAGAACAAGCCUCUUGCACAGGGCCCCCUGAAAUGUUUCCUGGAAACACUGGGUAAACUCCAGCGCAAGUUCUACACAAAAAACCAAAGAAUCAGCUGCCCUAUUCGCACUUACCUCGUCACAGCUCGAAGUGCUGCUAGCGCUGGGGCCCGUGUUCUGAAGACUCUACGGAGCUGGGGGUUGGAGGUGGACGAGGCCCUCUUUUUGGCUGGGGCUCCUAAGGGGCCUCUCUUACAGAAGAUCAAGCCUCACAUCUUCUUUGAUGAUCAGAUGUUUCACAUCGAGGGUGCCCAGGAGCUUGGUACAAUCGCUGCUCAUGUGCCCUAUGGGAUUGGACAGAAGUAUCAUAAGGGGAAACACAUAGAUACAAGUGAUGCUGAAAAAAAUGAAAAGAUUUGAUUGUCAAAUGCAAAUGUCCCAAUUCUUUAGGUACCUUAACACCUAUUCAGUGUCUUACAUUUGAUCUAUACAACAACUAAAAUAUAAAUGUUUACUUAUAUUAAUAAUAAGCAGGGAAGUGAAGCACAUGCAUAAAAGUCUCUGCAAGUUAUAGGUAAUUGUAUUUAUGUAUUUGGUUGCAUCAGAGACAGUUUUGAACCUUGAUCUAUACAGAUAGUUAAAUGGAUUGCUGGAAAUAUAAAUACAAAGAAGCUACUGUGCUCAAAAUGAUCUAGUAUACUGUACUAAUGCUUCAGCACUGUGAGGUUAAACUACAUGCUGAAGCCCUUUAUUUUUAUUUUUCAAAGAGAAUGAUGUGCAAUUAGAUGCAUUUACCAAUAUUUAUGCCUUGAUCACUAUGAUUUUUUUAAAGAUGUUUAAUCAAGAAUGAGUUUAAUUUAAUUAAGUUUAAUUUAGAAUAUUUAAUUCUAUCUCGGGGAAUAUACAUUGCAACUAUCUGUGUUUUAUUUAUAGUGCAAGAUGUUAUCCUUCUUAUAAAUUUAGCAGAAGUUUACCUACAUUU
Messenger RNA from Carassius carassius (crucian carp), 1764 nucleotides. RefSeq names its product cytosolic 5'-nucleotidase 1A-like. The transcript has 6 exons. The coding region runs from base 96 to 1202 and encodes 368 amino acids. Gene Ontology annotation, molecular function: nucleotide binding; 5'-nucleotidase activity; magnesium ion binding. Gene Ontology annotation, biological process: nucleotide metabolic process; adenosine metabolic process. The record is from RefSeq and is a predicted model, not a curated record. NCBI's taxonomy places the organism in Eukaryota, Metazoa, Chordata, Actinopteri, Cypriniformes, Cyprinidae. Gene Ontology annotation, cellular component: cytosol; cytoplasm.